Messenger RNA from Hevea brasiliensis (rubber tree), 2563 nucleotides. Its product is annotated as glucan endo-1,3-beta-glucosidase 4. Gene Ontology annotation, cellular component: plasma membrane. The transcript has 5 exons. The coding region runs from base 769 to 2259 and encodes 496 amino acids. Gene Ontology annotation, biological process: carbohydrate metabolic process. The record is from RefSeq and is a predicted model, not a curated record. Gene Ontology annotation, molecular function: hydrolase activity, hydrolyzing O-glycosyl compounds. NCBI's taxonomy places the organism in Eukaryota, Viridiplantae, Streptophyta, Magnoliopsida, Malpighiales, Euphorbiaceae.
AGCUCCUAAAUCUGUUUUCGAAGCCAAACCGUUUCUCUUGACUUUUGGGUUUUCUCUUUCAAGCUCAGAAAAAUGACUUUUGGAGGGAAAUUCACAUAAAAAUAAUAAUAAAAAAAAGCUUUCUUUCUAUUUCAUAGCUCAAUGUUUUCUCUAUAGGAUAAUACUCAAUACUCAUCAUCAGCAAUCUCACAGUUGAUUACAAAUGAACGGUGAUGAUCUGAAUGUGAUCUUACCCCAUUAACCUACGGUAUUAAGGUAUUCGAAAGUUCCAAAUAGGACAAACAAAAGACGGCAAAUACCUGUAAAGGUUUAUUCCUGUUGGUCUAUCCACGAAGGAAAAGCUACCAUUAGAGGCUUCUCUUCUCUGUAACCUUCUAAUAAUUAUGUAAUUUAUCUAUUUGUAGUUUUUCAUAUGGUGGGGUCUGGUUUGAAAGUACUUUUGUUGUAUUUAAUGGUAGAUUGCUGAUUGUAUUAGCUCUACCGAGUGUGUUGCCGCUGCAGUGGUUUUUCCUCAUACAAAUAAAUUCCUUUUACUUUAGUGGGGCUUCGGGAGUCUCUCUAGAUUGUGCUUUGGAUUCUUAUUAUUGGAGGCUCACUUCUCUGUUUGUUGUGUUGUUUUAAGUAGUUGCUACCGUGUGUUCUUCUUUAGAGCUCUGUUCAGUCUUUGGAGGCUGCUUACAGGUUGUUUUCUUGGUCUCUUUCAGCUCGGCAAAGCUGGAUCAGUUUAGCUCCAGCUAAGGAUUAAAAAGCAAAAGUUUCUUGGAUCAAAUGGUACUCAACAUAUGGUUUGGAAGUCUUAUUUUACUCCUAGUUGGCAUGUUCAGCAAUGCAAUAGGUGCAUUUAUAGGAGUAAACAUAGGAACUGAUGUUUCCAACAUGUCGUCAGCUUCAGAUGUGGUUGCAAUCCUCAAAGCCAACAAAAUUACUCAUGUGCGCAUCUAUGAUACUGAUGCUCACAUGUUGAACGCCCUUGCUAACACUGGGAUUGAAGUAAUGGUUGGUGUCACAAAUGAGGAAGUCCUAGGGAUUGGCAAAUCUCCAGCAGCAGCUGCAGCAUGGAUUAAUAAAAAAGUUGCUUCUUAUGUACCUUCGACCAACAUUACAGCAAUUGCAGUUGGCAGUGAGGUUCUUACGUCAAUUCCUAAUGCUGCUGCUGUUCUGGUUCCUGCCAUGAAUUACCUUCAUAAAGCCCUAGUUGCUUCAAAUUUAAAUUUUCAAGUAAAAGUUUCAACUCCCCAAUCCUUGGAUGUUAUCCCUAGGCCUUUCCCACCAUCAACUGCCACUUUUAAUUCUACUUGGAAUUGUACAAUUUAUCAGCUCCUUCAGUUUUUGAAGAACACCAACUCAUAUUACAUGUUAAAUGCCUAUCCUUAUUAUGGGUACACCACUGGAAAUGGAAUUUUCCCAAUUGAUUAUGCUCUUUUCCGACCACUUCCCUCUGUCAAGCAGAUUGUUGACCCCAACACACUUUCUCACUAUAACAGCAUGUUUGAUGCAAUGGUGGACGCUACCUAUUAUGCCAUAGAUGCUUUCAAUAUUUCUGGGAUUCCCAUUAUUGUUACAGAGACUGGUUGGCCUUGGCUUGGUGGAGCCAAUGAACCUGAUGCCACUGUUGAAAAUGCUGAGACCUUCAAUAAUAAUUUGAUCCGGCAUGUUCUAAAUGAUUCAGGCCCACCUAGUCAGCCAACCAUACCCAUUAAUACAUACAUCUAUGAGUUGUUCAAUGAAGACAAGAGGCCAGGGCCAGUAUCGGAGAAAAGCUGGGGCAUAUUUUUCACCAACGGCACUGCAGUUUAUACUCUUAGUUUGAGUAGUUCCAAUCGAAUCACUGGAAAUUCUUCUGUCACCUACUGUGUUGUUAAACAAAAUGUAGAUUCUGGAAAGUUGCAAGAAGGGCUGAAUUGGGCUUGUGGCCAAGGUGGAGCUAACUGCACUGCUAUCCAACAAGGGCAGCCUUGUUAUAUUCCUGAUACUUACCAGAACCAUGCAUCUUAUGCUUAUAAUGAUUAUUAUCAAAAAAUGCGUAGUGCUGGCGGAACAUGCGACUUUGAUGGUACUGCCACAACAACUACAGUGGAUCCCAGUUAUGGAUCCUGCGUCUUUACCGGAAGUACAAAUUCAAGCACAAGUGGGGCAAAUUUUCCACCAGUGUCACCUGGACCCAUAAGUCCUGAAGGAGGGAGUUCAAGUUCGAGCUUCCAAGCUUCAAUAUUUCAGUCUCUAUUAACUGCAGCGCUUCUCGCUCUAAUCUUGCUUUGACAUCGAAGGUCUAUUCAUUUUUGCACAAUGUUAGGUGGUUCAGUUACUGCAGAAGAUUAGUAGCUGACUAGCUGCAUUAAAGAUGGUUAAAAUGUUAAUUUUGCUAUGUGCAUUAAAGAAUAGGAAAAUUUUCAAUUGUUUUUGUCAUUCUAUCUCAUUUUCAAGGUUUAUCUGCUCAUUUUUUCAGUCCCUUCUCUUCCACCUCAGUUUUUGGUGUGGUGAGGUUUUGUCUUGGGGGUUCACUGUUGUGUAAUUUUUAACUAGACAAUUAAUUUUAGGACAAUGCAACUGUUAAGAUCAUAAA